Messenger RNA from Mytilus trossulus (common blue mussel), 1948 nucleotides. RefSeq lists its product as uncharacterized. NCBI's taxonomy places the organism in Eukaryota, Metazoa, Mollusca, Bivalvia, Mytilida, Mytilidae. The record is from RefSeq and is a predicted model, not a curated record. Gene Ontology annotation, molecular function: protein binding. Bases 2 to 901 code for a protein of 299 amino acids. The transcript is spliced from 3 exons.
CAUGUUUCCAUCCAAAAUCAAGAUUCAUUUUAACAUUAGAGCUUUUGCGAUGCUGCAUGGAUGUGCUAUUUUAGUAUUUACUAUUUCAUUGAAUGGACACGUGUUUGCAAACACGUGUGAAGAUGAAAAAUGUACGACUGCGAUUGACAUACCUUUAAUCACAAAGUUAAACGCACCGUUGAAAGCGGAGUUAGACAUUUCAAUUUUAACAGAGCAAUUGAAGGAACUGAUAACAUACGAAGUAAAACAAGCUGUUUCUGUAGCAAUGAAGGACCUCGCUGAAGGUAUUGUGGACAAGAAAACUCAAUCUGCUCUGGAAAACUUACAAAUUGUUAAUAAUCAAACGAUAUCAACUUUCCUGAAGGAAAUUAAAGAUGUAACUGUCCGAAAAAGGGAUUUAAGUACAGUGGAGGAAAAGCUUGAGAGAGAUAUUAAACAAAUGAAGGAACAACAAAAACUCACAGAAUUAAAAUUGUCCAGUCUUAAAUCCGAUGUCACUAGAAGCACUGAAAGAGUUGUCAUGACAUCUUUUGUAUCAACCCUUUUAAGGUUAUCCGUUGGAAGUGUUGUGAAGUUUUCGGAUGUUAAAUUCAGUGAAGGAAUAGGUGAUUUAUCAACCUUUAAAAGCACAGGGAAGUUUACAUGCGAAAGAAGUGGUUUGUACAUUUUAUCUGUAACACUCGAGUUUAAUAUUAAUGGAAGUGCAUUUUAUAUUUACGUCAAUGGUAAAGUAUUCACAAAGAAUUAUAAACAUCAACAGAGCGGUUGGUGGCAUUCCUCUACAGCAGUUAUAGCGAUUGAACUUAACACGAAUGAUACUGUGUGGGUACAGGUUGGUGUUACGGCUACUAAUGUACGUGGUGGUUUAUAUUCACGUUUCACAAUUAUCAAAAUACACUAAACUGGAAAGUUGAUAUAGAAUGUCAAUGUUUCCUACUGAAAUUGUUUUAAGUAAUUGUUUCGUAUAUUGGUCUUUCCUUUGAAAAUGUAACUAAUUUAAAUAUCAUAUGCACAAAUUUAAAAUAGUUUUGAUAAAUAAAUUCUGCCAAAAUAAUAUUUAACAAAAUGACAAAGAUUAUAUUAAGUACACAAUAGCUUUUGUAACAACGUGUUACUGAAUUUUAUAUCAUUGUACAUGUUGUAUAUUGUCCAGUUGUAACUAUAUCUUUCUUAAUGACGAUAACAGAUCAUUGAUAGUCUUUGUUUGUUUUAUUGAUAUUUGUAAUUAGACGUCUUAAUGACGAUAACAUAUCAUUGAUUGUCUCUGUUUGUUUUAUUGAUAUUUGUAAUUAGACGUCUUAAUGACGAUAACAGAUCAUUGAUUGUUUUUGUUUGUUUUAUUGAUAUUUGUAAUUAGACGUCUUCAUGUCGAUAACAGAUCAUUGAUUGUUUUUGUUUGUUUUAUUGAUAUUUGUAAUUAGACGUCUUAAUGUCGAUAACAGACCAUUGAUUGGCUUUGUUUGUUUUAUUGAUAUUUGUAAUGAGACGUCUUAAUGUCGAUAACAGAUCAUUGAUUGUUUUUGUUUGUUUUAUUGAUAUUUGUAAUAAGACGUCUUAAUGACGAUAACAGACCAUUGAUUGUCUUUGUUUGUUUUAUUGAUAUUUGUAAUGAGACGUCUUAAUGUCGAUAACAGACCAUUGAUUGUCUUUGUUUGUUUUAUUGAUAUUUGUAAUGAGACGUCUUAAUGUCGAUAACAGAUCAUUGAUUGUAUUUGUUUGUUUUAUUGAUAUUUGUAAUGAGACGUCUUAAUGACGAUAACAGACCAUUGAUUGUCUUUGUUUGUUUUAUUGAUAUUUGUAAUGAGACGUCUUAAUGUCGAUAUCAGAUCAGUGAUUGGCUUUGUUUGUUUUAUUGAUAUUUGUAAUAAGACGUCUUCAUUUCGAUGACUGAUCAUUGCUUGUCUUUGUUUGUUUAAUUGAUAUUUGUAAUUAGACGCAAUUCUAACCU